Camelina sativa (false flax) is the source of this 1751-nucleotide messenger RNA. RefSeq names its product protein arginine methyltransferase NDUFAF7 homolog, mitochondrial-like. Gene Ontology annotation, molecular function: protein-arginine omega-N symmetric methyltransferase activity. Gene Ontology annotation, cellular component: mitochondrion. NCBI's taxonomy places the organism in Eukaryota, Viridiplantae, Streptophyta, Magnoliopsida, Brassicales, Brassicaceae. The record is from RefSeq and is a predicted model, not a curated record.
UGAACCGGUGAGAUCCUCCUGCAUCUCGUAGAGAACGCGACGGAGAGAGAGAUAGAGAGGGCGAGUCCAUGGCUCUCUUUCGAUUUAUCCAUUCUCGGAAGCUUCAACCACUGUUUUUCAGUAAAAGUGUUGUUGCAAAUGUCGAUCAAUUCGAGCUGCCAUGCCUUGGGUCGCGUCGAGCUUUCUUCUCUACUCAGAAGCUCAUAGGCGAUGAACCAGUACUCGUUCGAGAUUUCAUACACACAGCAUUAUAUGAUCCAAAGCACGGCUACUUCUCUCAACUAUCAAAAUCUGUUGGGGUUUUGGAGAGAAGCAUUAAGUUCAACCAGCUUGAAGGAAGGAAAGCGUAUAUGAAACUCUUGGAAAAAGUAUACAAGCAGAGUGACAUUUCUUGGUUUACUCCCGUGGAGCUUUUCAAGCCUUGGUAUGCUCAUGGCAUUGCAGAAGCUAUACUGCGUACUACAAAUCUCUCAGUUCCAUUAAAGAUCUAUGAAAUUGGUGGUGGAUCCGGCACGUGUGCUAAGGGUGUAUUGGACUAUAUAAUGUUGAAUGCUCCAGAGAGAAUCUACAAUAACAUGAGCUACAUUUCUGUAGAAAUCAGUCCUUCACUGGCUAAGAUUCAAAAGGAAACUGUUGCACAAGUUGGAAGUCAUCUAUCAAAGUUCCGAGUUGAGUGCCGUGAUGCAUCUGAUCUAUCUGGAUGGAAGAAUGUGGAGCAACAACCGUGCUGGGUGAUAAUGCUUGAGGUGCUAGAUAAUCUCCCACAUGAUCUUGUCUAUUCCAAAAGUCAAAUUUCCCCAUGGAUGGAAGUCUUGGUUGAAAAUAAACCAGAGAGCGAAGCACUCUCUGAGCUAUACAAGCCUUUAGAAGAUCCACUGAUCAAGCGCUGCAUUGAAAUUGUUGAACAUGAAGAUGAACCGGUUUCAAAACGAAAGGAAGUCUGGUCUAAACUAUUCCCCAAACCUAGACGUAGUUGGCUUCCGACAGGUUGUUUGAAACUGCUAGAGGUUUUACAUACAAAGCUGCCAAAGAUGUCCCUAAUUGCUUCGGACUUUAGCUUCUUGCCCGAUGUGAAAGUUCCUGGUGAAAGAGCCCCAUUAGUUUCAACAAAGAAAGAUGGGUUUAGCUCAGAUUACAGUAGUUAUCUAGACGCAAAGGGUGAUGCUGAUAUAUUUUUUCCAACCGAUUUCUGGCUUUUGGAACGAAUGGACCAUUAUUGUUCUGGUUGGAGGAAGACGGAAAAGGACGGGACACCAUCGAAAAAAGGAAGGAAAAGGAGAACUCUCACGCUCGAUACAUCAGCAUUCAUGGAGGAGUUCGGUUUACCUUCAAAGACGAGAACAAAGGACGGAUAUAACCCCUUACUUGAUGACUUCAAGAACACUAAGUUCUAUCUUAGUGUCCCAACACACAACACUAAGUAGCAAGCAAAAGAUUCAUCAUCAUCAGCCCAUGGAUGUCAGAAUUUUGCAGAAAAUGAGAGCUUUCUCAAUUCCCUUUAAAGGGUUUAUUAGAACUCUGAUUACUUAUUUCUUCUCUUAUAUGAUUUAAUAAGUUUAAUCAAAUAUUCCAUGGCCCAGCUUUGUCUCGCGCCAGUUGGAUAUAGCUCCAAAACGUAGUUAUUUGCUUUUUGCGUUUUGCUGUGCUUCUGGCUUUCAAUCACUCUUUUUGCGAUUGUAAUGUAAUGGGUUUUGGUUAAACGCGCCCAAAUAACUGAUUUAAAACUUUGAUCUACGGAUGCAUUCUCGUUA